Bombus impatiens (common eastern bumble bee) is the source of this 1129-nucleotide messenger RNA. RefSeq lists its product as uncharacterized. The transcript has 3 exons. Gene Ontology annotation, molecular function: nucleic acid binding. Bases 290 to 820 code for a protein of 176 amino acids. NCBI's taxonomy places the organism in Eukaryota, Metazoa, Arthropoda, Insecta, Hymenoptera, Apidae. Gene Ontology annotation, biological process: tRNA splicing, via endonucleolytic cleavage and ligation. The record is from RefSeq and is a predicted model, not a curated record.
UAUUACGACCAUAUCAUCAAUGGAGUAGUUUUACGCAAAUAUGUUUACGAAGGAGUUGAACUCUGAAUUGUAAAUUGUAAGGAUUUGUUAGUUAAGGCAUAUGCUCGAUAAAUUUUGCUUUACUUUUUCUAAAUACUAAAUCUUCUAAAUACUUUUUAAAUACUUAAAGUGUAAAUAUGAAUUGAUUUUAUCGAUUGACUGUUUUCAAAUAAAGUGGAAUAUGUGGGGUUAUAUUGGAUUUAGUUAGAUAUUCCUUUCUUUUAUUAACGAGAAUUAUUUUUUCUUGGCCAUGUACGAUAUAUGCCAUCCUAGUUAUUUUAAUAUUGGAAAAUUGGGUUGCAUCGAUCCUGUGAAAAUAAGUACAACGUUUUACGUUUAUAUUGAACUAUGUGAAGCAAAGAAAUAUUGGGAAGUUGAUUAUAAAUACAAUGAAAAAUUGGAUUUAUUGUAUUUAGAAGUACAAAAAAAGAAAAAUUCACAAACAGAAAUAUAUGUACCGUGGCCAGCAUCGUGCAACAUUUCUCUUGAUACGAUAGAAAAGAUACAGACAGGUUUAGAUGUUGAACAGAUAACGCUUGUUUUUAAAUUAGAAGAUAGUACAAGCAUUAUUUACAAAGUUAGUAAGGAUCUUGUGAAGCCUGUAGAUCCAGAGAGAACAAAAUUAAUGAAAGAGAAGGAGGAAAAAAAAACAAAUUUAGAGAAAGAAAUCAGGAAAAAUACUUCGUAUUUGUAUGAAUUAGCAAAAUCAUUAACUGCAGAAAAUGCUAAUGAAGAUAAGGAUACAGAUGUAAGCCAUAGCAGUAAAACAACAGCUGAAUAAAAUAUGCUAUUUUAUUUAUUUAAUUUUCAUAUUUAAGUGGUAUCGAUAUUCUUCAAAGAGUUAAAAGAAAUUAAAUAUAAAAUUGUAAUAUGUUUCCCUUAAAUGUUUAUUAUAUUGAAAUUAUGUUUGAAAUAUGUAGAGUUAAAAAGUAUACUAAAAAUUAUGUAACUAUGUAUUUAAAAUGAUAUGUAUUAAGCUGCCACUGCAAAUGUGAAUAUUAAAUAAAUUAUUGCUUAAAGACAUUUUAGAAGCAGUUUCUAUAUUAACACAUUAUCUAUGUGAUUUAAUAAACACUGCAAGUAUGAGGCA